Leptonychotes weddellii (Weddell seal) is the source of this 3549-nucleotide messenger RNA. It is a transcript of the gene INF2, whose product is annotated as inverted formin 2. Gene Ontology annotation, biological process: actin cytoskeleton organization. Gene Ontology annotation, molecular function: small GTPase binding; actin binding. The record is from RefSeq and is a predicted model, not a curated record. NCBI's taxonomy places the organism in Eukaryota, Metazoa, Chordata, Mammalia, Carnivora, Phocidae.
GGGGCCCUACCUCCCCCACUCCCGGGCACAGGGUGCCCCCCUCCCCCCCCACCCCUGCCGGAUCUGUCUGGCUCCUCUAGGGUGGGUGGCGAGGACAUCAUUGUGGCCCACGUGAGCCACGGCCUGGACUCUGCCUGGGUCCCAAGCCACCGGCGAGUAAACCCUCCCACUCUGCGCAUGAAGAAGCUCAACUGGCAGAAGCUGCCGUCCAAGGUGGCACAAGAGCACAACUCCAUGUGGGCCUCGCUGAACAGCCUGGGUGCCGAGGUCGUGGAGCCGGACUUCUCCAGCAUCGAGCGGCUCUUCUGCUUCCCCCAGGCCAAGCCCAAGGAGCACGUGGCCGCCCCGGCCAGGAAGGAGCCCAAGGAGAUCACUUUUCUGGACUCCAAGAAGAGCCUGAACCUCAACAUCUUCCUGAAGCAGUUUAAAUGCUCCAACGAGGACGUGACUGCUAUGAUCCGGGCUGGGGACACCACCAAAUUCGACGUGGAGGUUCUCAAGCAGCUCCUCAAGCUCCUUCCUGAAAAGCACGAGAUUGAAAACCUGCGCUCCUUCACAGAGGAUCGGGCCAAGCUGGCCAACACCGACCAGUUCUACCUCCUGCUGCUGGGCAUUCCCUGCUACCAGCUGCGGGUGGAGUGCCUGCUACUAUGUGAGGGCAUGGCUGUCGUGCUGGACAUGGUGCAGCCCAAGGCCCAGCUGGUCCUCGCGGCCUGCAACAGCCUGCUCACCAGCCAGCGGCUGCCCAUCUUCUGCCAGCUGAUCCUGAAAAUUGGAAACUUCCUUAACUACGGCAGCCACACGGGGGACGCUGAUGGCUUCAAGAUCAGCACGCUGCUGAAGCUCACGGAAACCAAGUCCCAGCAGAGCCGCGUGACCCUGCUGCACCACGUGCUGGAGGAGGUGGAGAAGAACCACCCAGACCUCCUGCAGCUGCCCCGGGACCUGGAGCAGCCCUCCCAGGCAGCGGGGAUCAACCUUGAGCUCAUCCGUUCCGAGUCCAGCACCAACCUGAAGAAGCUUCUGGAGAUAGAGCGGAAGGUGUGGUCCUCCAUCCCUGAGGUGCAGGAACAGUACACCCAGCGCGUCCAGGCCAGCAUCAAGGCCUCCCGGGCGCUGGAUGAGGUGUUCCAGGCCAUCGAGCAGAAGAAGCUAGAGGUGGCCAGUUACCUGUGUGAGGAUGCUCAGCAGCUGUCCCUGGAGGACACAUUCAGCACCAUGAAGACCUUCCGGGACCUCUUCAUCCGCGCCCUGAAGGAGAACAAGGACUGGAAGGAGCAGGCGGCGAAGGCUGAGAGGAGGAAGCAGCAGCUGGUGGAGGAGGAGGCGCGGAGGCCGCGGGGGGAGGACGGGAAGCCUGUCAGGAGGGGAGUCGGGAAGCAGGAGGAAGUGUGUGUCAUCGACGCCCUGCUGGCUGACAUCAGGAAGGGCUUCCAGCUGCGGAAGACGGCCCGUGGCCGAGGGGACGCAGAGUGGGGCAGCAAGGCGGCUGCCGUGGACCCGCCGAGGGACAAGGCGCCUGUGGCCCCCAGAGUCCCCUCAGGAGGCACCGACUGCCCCACCUCUGAGCCCCGGGGCUGGGACCUCUCAGAUGCCACUGCCCCGAGCCCGCAGCCCACCGCAGACCCGUCAGAGGAGGGCGGGCCUGGGCCCCUGGAGAGGCGUUCUUCCUGGUACAUGGAUGCCAGCGAUGUCCUGACCACCGAGGACCCUCAGAGCCCCCAGCCUUCUCAGGGCGCCUGGCCCGUGGUGCUGGGAGGUGCGCAGGCCCUGAAGCCUCUCAAGCUCUCAGGUGACAAGCCUCCCGGGGUCAGAGGGUCGAGCCAAGAUGCUGAAGACCCCACAGCCCCUGAGGGCGUCUGCCUGGCCGAGGCCGACAGCACCGUGGAGGGGCUGCCGGACGCCGCUGCCCACGGCCACAGUGCCGACCUCCCCGCCGCAGGCCCUGGUGUGGCCGGGGACGGCGACGGGGACCAGGAGGACACAGCCCCAGAUUCUGCACUGGACACAUCCUUGGACAGGUCCUUCUCUGAGGACACAGUCACGGACUCUUCAGGGUCCGGCACUCUCCCCAGGGCCCGGGGACAGGCCUCAAAGAGGACGGGCAAGCGAAGGAAGAAGCGUCCCUCAAGGAGCCAGGAAGGCCUCAGCCUUAAGCCCAAAGCCAAGUGAGCGUGCCCGCGGCCGGCCCCCGCACAGCAGCGGGCCCCUGGACAUGCUGCUGAGUGGGGCUCCUCCAGGGCCAGGCUGGAACUGGGCCCCUGAGAAACCAAAACUCUGUGCCUUACCCUCCAGGGAGGUGGGCCUCCCGGAGCUGCUUGGGGGCACUGUGGCCGAGACCCCAGCAGGCACCAGGGCCCGGCCCCCCGGCCCCCUCCUGGCCAGCCUGCACGCCCCCAGCCCUCUGUGGUCUGCUUUCUGAAUGCCAAUGCCCACGCCUGCACCUGCAUGCUCCACAGCACCCCCACGGGCACGUGGGCGGUGCCUGUGUCCCCAGGGCGCCUCUCAGCUUGCGCCCUGCCCUCCAGCCACCUGGCACCCAGAUGCUUCUAGAGACAGGCCCUCGCAGACCUCUCCCCACAAAGCCACGGGAGCCGGGCAGAGCUGGAGCCCCCACACCCCUGCCCGCUGCCUCCUUACCCAGCCCCGGGCCCCUGCUCCCAGCUCUGCCUCUCAACUGGUUUGGCUGGGCUGGAACUGAGUGGAUUUUAACUGAAAUAGGAUUGUUUCUGCAUCUCUGCUCUUCUGGGGUAGCUAAGUUGGGCAUAGGUGGCGGGGGGAGGACCCUAGGGCCUGGGGUAGGGGCAGGCUGGCCAGCAUCACCACGAACAGGCCAUGGUCCCCCCACCCAGCAAACGGAGGGCGCCUCCCCUGGGGCUGGCCCCCCUCCCGGUACACCCAGCCCUGGCUGCCACGGCCGGGGCCUGGCCACCUUGUCGCCAGAAUGACUCUCCCUACCGCUGCCUCCUCCAGAGGGACCGGGCUCUCCCCGCGCUGGGCUGAGAGGAGGCCGAGGACCCAGGCCUGGCGGCUGCCAGCUCCCCCUACCCCACCCCUGCCCCAGGUGUGUGCUCCCGAGGCUGGCGUCUGAGAGGCUCAGACCAAUAAAGAAGAAAAGAGCUGGCCCCGGGAGCGGCGGUGUGGCGUUUAGGAGCAGCGGGCAAACGUGCGGUGACCUCUCCCAGCGGCUGUGCGGACGCGGGCCUGCCUGCUCCCAAAACACCCCCAGGACCGGAGCAGAGCAGGUGCCAGACAGACCCCAGAGUGGGGGCGAGGGGAGCCCAGAACGUCCAUGCAGAAAUCUCACCCGCUGAGUCUUCAGCGGAUUUACAAGGCCUUCAAGCACCGUGAUCCAGUUCUAGAAUAUUCCAUCAUCCCCCCGAAGUUCCCUUAGCAGCCACUCCCCAUGCUGCCUCCCCCAGCCCCCAAAUCUGCUUUCUCUCUCCAUAGAUUUGCUUUCUGUGGACGUUUCCUAUAAAUGGAGUCCCGCUACGUGGCCUUUCGUGGCCGGCUUCUCCUACGUAGCGUGUUCUCGAGAUUGACCAUGUU